Bathycoccus prasinos is the source of this 342-nucleotide messenger RNA. RefSeq names its product calmodulin. Gene Ontology annotation, molecular function: enzyme regulator activity; calcium ion binding. The coding region runs from base 1 to 342 and encodes 113 amino acids. The transcript has a single exon. Lineage: Eukaryota; Viridiplantae; Chlorophyta; Mamiellophyceae; Mamiellales; Bathycoccaceae. The record is from RefSeq and is a predicted model, not a curated record.
AUGCGAUCUCUCGGCCAAAACCCGACGGAGGCGGAGCUUCAAGAUAUGAUCAACGAAGUCGACGCGGAUGGCAACGGCACCAUCGAUUUCCCAGAAUUUCUCAACUUGAUGGCGCGUAAGAUGAAAGACACCGACAGCGAAGAAGAAUUGCACGAAGCGUUUAAAGUGUUCGAUAAAGACGGGAACGGGACAAUCAGCGCGGCGGAAUUGAGACACGUCAUGACGAACUUGGGCGAGAAGUUGACGGAUGAAGAAGUCGACGAGAUGAUUCGAGAAGCGGAUGUCGAUGGCGAUGGUGAAGUGAACUACGAAGAGUUUGUGAAGAUGAUGAUGGCGAAGUAA